Molecule: messenger RNA, 4898 nt
Organism: Anolis sagrei ordinatus
Lineage: Eukaryota; Metazoa; Chordata; Lepidosauria; Squamata; Anolidae
Gene: CEP162
Product: centrosomal protein 162
Biological process (GO): cilium assembly
Cellular component (GO): centriole; centrosome; axonemal microtubule
Source: RefSeq, a predicted model, not a curated record
AGCAGGAAGCGAACGUGUUGUUGCGCUCCUCCGCCUACGCAGUCCCUCUCCAAGCUUUGGCGGUGUGACGUCAUGGGCCUCGUAUUGACCAGCCGCGCUACGGUGGCCGAGUGAGGUCUUUCCGUUUCCAAGGAAACCUGCGCGCUGACGCCUAAAGCGGCGGGAAUCCCAUUUACUCUCAUUUUGCCUCGUAAUUUAGAAGUUUUCAGACCCAGUGACUGACCAUGGCCCACAGAUUUUCAAAAGAAGACUUAGAUGAACAGUUUGAACAAUUUUUGAAAGAGUCUCUUUCAGAUGAUUCAUUGGGAAAUGAACCAAAGAAAAUAUCCAGUAUUCCCGAAGCUAUUGGGCCAACUAAGAAGAAACAGCCCUUGCCAUGGUGGAUAUCUGAGGAUGAUUCGGAUGAUGUUCCUAAGACAAAUAAGUUUAUCAAACAAAGUGAUGAGAAGAAGCCUAUAGAGGAUAAAGAUGAAUUGACUGAAGAUGGUGAAGAGAAGAUCCCACUUUCACAUAACCAGCCUGUUAGAGUAGUUAGUCCUAAACCCUUUUCAAGUGAAUCUUGCAGCAAGGCAUUGGCUAAAUACAAAAUGUUGGAAAAAUCACUAAAAGCAAAGAAAAGUGUGUGCUUAAACAAAGAAGAAUUGGCUGUUUCUGACAAACUUCAACAUGCUGAGGGAAAGCAUGGAGCAAGUGGCAGUUUCCUGAAGUCGCGAAGGCUUUCUCAUUCUAUUGUGGAAAUGGAUGAAGAUCAUGUGGAAGGCAUUCAGCCAGGUCAACCUAGUGGUGUUUCAGCCUCUUUAAGCAGAGAUAGCCUAGAAACUAAUGGUUCAGUUGUUGCUUCAGGGCCUAAGGAGAAUGUUUUGGGAGUUGGACUGGACACUUUGGAGGAGCAAGAGGAAAAGGAGCGAUUUUUUGCUGACCUUGAGAAAGGAGCAUCCUCUACCAUUGACUAUUCGAGAUUGAAUAAGGAGUUGGACUCCAAUGAUUCCGAAGCGUUACAGGCAUUUAUUCGACAUCAUCCAAUAGUGAACCAAGAAGAAAAUGAAGAUGAACCCAAGAAUCAUGAAAAAUCUGGUGACUACAGUGAGGAUUUUGAAGAUGAUUCAGAAUCUAACCAGGACAGUAACGUUAAACAACCUGUUAUGCCAGAAUCAAAUGAAGAAAAGAUUGGCAUGCUGGCUAAAGUUGCCCUCCUUGAUUCCCAAGACUCAACUCUGGAGACUCAAAAGGACAGUGAAAAUGAGGAUAACAUACUUACAGAACAUCAUCGUCCUAAAGAAGUCAUUGCAGAGAAUAUGAGUGGAACAGGUAUUUCCUGUGGACAAACUAACAGUGAUAUUGAAGCUUUGCAUCAGGCCUACUGCCAUGUUGAGCAGUCUUUAGGGGAUACUGAUGAGCAAAAAAACCAUGCUGAUAAAAUGGAUGCUACAAAGAAUUUGAUUAAAGAAGUUAGACAGAAUAAAGAAGACUGUCCCCCAAAUACCUCCAACACUGAUUCUGAUUUACCAACCAUAGAAGAAUUGAUGAAACCUAUCAAAGCGGAUUCAUCAUUUACCAGAGGCUAUGAUUUAGAACCUCCAAGUUCUCCAAAAAUCACGCAUGCCAACACAGAUGAAUCAGUGAGCCAUUUCCCAUUUAAAGAACACCAUAAUGUUAUAUCAUAUCCAGAGAAGACAAAUGUUGAUUCUUUGAACCACCAUAGUGAGCAAGAGAGAGUUUCUCUUCAACCAGCAGUAAAGGAGGAUAGUGAAGAUACUCUUCAGCAAAGGGCUGACAAAGACAAACUGGCUGACAGAAUUAGACAGGAUGUCCAGAUACACAAUGCUCUUCUAAAUUCUUCAGCAUUGCAUCAGGAAAACAAGCUUAAUGAGAUACACCAGCCCCGCACUUGGACUAAAGAGGGUCUCAGUUCGGUGUUGAGUAAACAGUUGAUGCAUAAGAAUGCCAAAAACGCAGCGGUCGUACAUCGAAAGAAGUCUCUCAGUGGACCUUACAGUUCUGUUAGAAGUUCUGGAUAUGGAAAAUCUAGUUCUUCAUUGAAACACUUUUCCGCAGUUCAUGAGAAGACAGGAAAAGAGAGUCCCCAAAAGCCAAUUAUGAAAGGCAGAUCUCCUCUAAAGCAGAAAGAAACAUCUGGAACGAAGGCAAUACGGCCAACAAAGGAUCCUGUUUCAAUGAAGAGAAAUUCCUGUGCCGCACCUGGACAGUCAUCUGCAAGUAGUAUUCAAGAGCAGGUUAAAGAAAAUGACUCUUUCAUCCACAAUCACAGUGUUGUUUCAUGUCCUUUCCCACAAAAUAGUGAAAGGGAGCUUUAUUUACUAAAAAGAAUUCAGGAAGCUGAGGAAAAACUGGCUUCAGCGCAUAAUUUGAUUCAGCAUCUAAAAGCCACAUCUUUGGAAAAAGAGAAGGAAAUGGAAGCAAAAAUCCUUGAAAUGAAAAUGCAGCAAGAUAAGAAUCUCUUUGAGUUAAACAAAGAGAAGUAUGUUCUUCAGACACAGUUAAAUCAUAAAGAAAACCAGAACAAAGAAACAAAAUGGUCAAACAUCUGGGAAAGAAUCCCUGCUGAAGGAGAAAUGUUGAAAGAGAUCCAAAAAGAAAUUGAAAAUCAGGAGAUGCUUCUUCAAGGGUAUCAGCAGGAAAAUGAAAGAUUGUAUAAUCAGGUGAAAGAGCUACAGCAGAAUAACAAGAAAAAUGAAGAAAAUAUGUUUAAAGAGAACCAGUGCUUAAUGACUGAAUUAGCAUCCUUACGGGAACAAGUCUAUAAAAAUAACCUGUUGUCAUGUGGAGCUCAGAAUGCCGAACCAGCUGGGAAUCAAAAUUUAACUGAUUUACUUUUAGAACUUAGAACAGCCAAGGCUAUAGAAACCAGUUUGCUUGAAGAGAGGAAGCGUCUAAAGCAAGAGAAGCAAGCCCUUGAAGUAGAUUUGGGACAAGUGAAGAAGGAAAGAGAUUUGGCCAGAGCACAGAUUUCUGCCAUUUCAGCUGAAAAAUUGUAUGAGAUGAAGUUGAUGGAGGAAUCCUACAAGGAUGAAAUUAGUCGUUUGCAGAAAAGACUCCAGUGGUAUGCAGAAAAUCAGGAGCUCUUGGAUAAAGAUGCAGCUCGUCUUCGUGGAGCAAAAGAAGAAAUUAAUAAACUGAAACUAGAGGUGGACAAACUUAGAAGUGAAGCUGGGAGUCAGCCGGCACAGCAAAAGAAAAGACUAAAAGACAGAGCAGCAGAUGCAACACGAAUUCAAGACCUUGAGCGACAGGUUAAAGAAAUGGAAGGGAUCCUGAAAAGAAGACACCCAAAUUCUCUGCCAGCUUUAAUAUAUGCUGCUGCCACAGCAGCUUGUGAAGGAGAUGGUGAUGCUUCUGCCAAAACAAAUACAGCUGAGUUUCUUGAAAGAAGAGUUAAAAAGUUAGAAGCAGAACUUGAGGGUAAAGAUGAUGAAGCUAAAAAAAGUCUCCGCGCCAUGGAGCAGCAGUUUCAAAAGAUUAAGCUUCAGUAUGAGAAAAGGAUUGAGGAACUUGAACAGCUUCUGGCGUAUAAACUGCUGCAUGAGCCACGGCAACUUGAAGACAAUGCAGCCAUGCUUCAAGAAGCACUUGAAAAAAAACUUUGUGAUAUCAAUGAAGCCCACCAGAUGACUAUAAGCAAUCUUCAAGCUGAAAUCGAUUCCCUUAGAAAGCAAAUAGGAGAAUUAGAACACCAGAAAAACACAACAGACAAUGCAGAACUGCAAUCUCUUGAGCACCAGGUAGAGCAGGCUCAUGCAAAGGCCAAGAUGGUAAGACUGAAUCAGGAAGUGAUUGCAAAAAAUAGAGAGAUCCAAGACCUCACUAAAACUGUGGAAAGGCUUCAAAAAGAGAGGAGGAUCAUGCUCUCUGAUAAAAACUCAUCUGGAAAAGCUGAUAACAAGGGAAAAUUUUCGGGAAUUUUGAAAAGGGAUCCCAGGAACACUAGAAAUGAGUUCUUUCCUGCCACUCUUGAUGAUAAAAUAUACCAACCCGAUGCCUUUGCUGAUUCUCAUGUUUCGGAAGUUCUGCAAGAAAACAUCCAGUUGAAAAAUGAAUUGGAAAAGGUGACCCUAGAACUGAACCAACAAAGAGUAUCAUCUCAAGCAGCAGUUGCAAAUUCUGAAAGUCUUGUAAGAAGAGCUAAAGAAGACUCAGAAGAAUACAUUGCAGCCCUUAAAGCAUCCCAUCAGAAAGAAUUAGAGAAGAUCCUUUGUCAACAUGCUCUGGAACAUUCUACUUCCAAAGCAGCGGAGUUAAAUAGUAAAAUUUCAACACAAGAGGUUCUUAUUAAACAUCUCCAGCAGCAAGUUCAUGAAUUCCGUAGAGAUCAAGAAGCCCUUGCCGUCUCACAAAAGAGAGAGGAAAUUCUUCAAAAAGAAAUGGCAAAACUAUUAGAGGAACUCGGAGAGGCCAGAGAAAGGCAGGCCCCCGAGAUGAAGCACUUUGUGUGUCUGGAAAGAAAGAUCAAACAGUUGGAAACCCGAUAUGAACAAAGAGAGCAAGAACUUCAGCAGGUAAUAAAGGAAACACGGCAUAUUGCUGAAGUAGAACAAAUCCAAGAGACUGAAAAAUGGAAAAAGCUGGCGCUGCUGAAAAAUCAAGAACUGGAAAAAUUUCGCAUAGAGCUGGAUUCCAUGUUGGAUGUCUUGCGGCAGCUUCAGAAACAGGGUGUCAUCAUUCCAGUUCAUUCCUCAAAUGUGUCAGAAAAUUACUGGAAGAUUUGAAUGUACAUGAGUUAAUCAGAGAAAUUUAAUAAAGAUGAAAAUAAAUAAGCUUGAAAACCACUAGUUCCACCUUUUAGGGAAUCUCUCCAUGUUUCUACUGUAUAAUCUCCUCUACUUGUCUUUUUAAAAAUUUUGUACAAAUUAAAUUAUGCUGAAUACAAAUUGGAAUGUCAA